This is a messenger RNA of Carya illinoinensis, 1891 nucleotides long. Its product is annotated as protein DETOXIFICATION 27-like. Lineage: Eukaryota; Viridiplantae; Streptophyta; Magnoliopsida; Fagales; Juglandaceae. The transcript has 8 exons. Gene Ontology annotation, molecular function: xenobiotic transmembrane transporter activity; antiporter activity. The record is from RefSeq and is a predicted model, not a curated record. Gene Ontology annotation, biological process: xenobiotic detoxification by transmembrane export across the plasma membrane. Bases 134 to 1648 code for a protein of 504 amino acids. Gene Ontology annotation, cellular component: membrane.
CACUUGCUGAUCUCUCUUCAUUCAAGCACUAUUUUCCAAAUCAUUUUUUCCAAGAAAAAGUUGGAAAACUAGCCUAGUCUUUUUAUAUUUGUCUAUGUUCUUGAGCUAAAUAGGGAAAGGCUAGUUUGCUUGGAUGGGAAGCAGUAUCACCGGGGAAGAUGAUAAGUAUCUUGGCGAUCCACUCUUACCGGAAUCGUCGACAAAUGAUCAUGGCGCUGAAGAUGAUGGAGAAGCCAAAGACCUUGGGAUUAGGCCAAGGAUAUGGAUUGAAUCAAAGAAGCUUUGGUAUAUUGCUGGCCCUGCCAUCUUCAGCCGCGUCGUAAACUUCUCCAUGAACGUCAUCACUCAAGUCUUUGCCGGUCACCUUGGCGAAGUUGAGUUUGCUGCCCUUUCCAUAGGCCUCAACGUCAUCCUUGGCUUCAGUUUUGGAUUCUUGCUAGGGAUGGCGAGCGCGUUGGAAACACUGUGUGGUCAGGCUUUUGGGGCGAAGAGGUACCAUAUGCUAGGCAUAUACCUGCAAAGAUCAUGGAUUGUGCUCUUCCUCACUUCCAUUUUGCUCUUGCCCAUUUACAUUUUCGCCACUCCGAUUUUGAAACUCUUGGGACAGUCGGACGAGGUAGCGGAGGAGGCUGGUGUGGUGGCUCUGGUGCUGAUACCGCUGCAGCUAGGGCUUGUGUUCAUGUUUCCAUUGCAGAGGUUCUUGCAGUCACAAGUCAAGCCGUUUGUGAUUGCUUGGGUUUCUUUUGCGGCUUUAAUGGUUAAUCUGUUGACAAGUUGGCUCUUCAUUUAUGUGUUGGAUUUUGGACUUGUGGGUGCGGUUGUUGCUUUGGACAUCUCUUGGUGGGCUUCCGCUGUGGCGUUGUAUGGAUAUGUUACGUGCGGUGGAUGCCCUCUAAGUUGGACAGGAUUCUCUCUGCAAGCCUUUUCGGGUCUCUGGGAAUUCAUCAAACUUUCUGUCGCUUCUGGAGUUAUGCUAUGUUUGGAGAGCUGGUACUACACAAUAGUGGUCUUGAUGACUGGGUACUUGAAGAAUGCCACUAUUGCUGUGGAUGCCUUGUCAGUCUGCACAAACAUCAAUGGGUGGGAGAUGAUGAUCCAUUUGGGUUUCUUUGCUAGUGCUGGAGUAAGGGUGGCUAAUGAACUGGGAGCCGGUAAUGGCAAAGCAGCAAGAUUUGCAACUAUAGUGGCUGUCUCCUAUUCCUUUGCAAUUGGACUCUUUUUCUGCAUGCUAAUCUUGAUACUCCAUGACAAAGUUGCAUACAUAUUCACGUCUAGUGCUGAAGUCAUCCAAGCAGUUGAUAAGAUGUCAUAUCUCUUAGGGCUCACAAUUCUACUUAACAGUGUUCAACCGGUUUUAUCAGGGGUGGCUGUUGGAUCGGGAUGGCAAGCAUUUGUUGCAUAUAUAAAUCUUGGGUGCUACUACAUUAUUGGACUUCCUCUUGGAUUUCUAAUGGGAUGGGUCUUCGACUUUGGUGUCACGGGUAUUUGGGGAGGGAUGAUAUUUGGGACUGCCAUGCAAACUCUAGUAUUGGCCAUCAUAACAAUUCGAAGCGAUUGGAAGAAACAAGCAAAUGAUGCUAGCAAGCGUGUAAGUAAGUGGUCAAACCCUAAACCGGAACCGGAUGAUCAACAGGAGGUUCAACAUUAAUUUAACAAAAUGGCUAAUGGUUUUGUGUUCCAUUUCUUAUCCAUCAUAUAUAUACAUUUUUCUAACCUUUGAUUGAGUUUCGUUUUUAUUUUUGACAUGUUUAAUUCAUGAAUGUCAUGGGAUUUGUGAUCAUAGAUCAAAGAUGUUAAUCACCCAUCUUCUGGAUAUAAAGCAUCCAUCUAAUUAUUUUGAUGGAGUACGUACUCGUACCUAAUAAGCCAUUUUGUGAGAUUCAGCCCGAAA